Messenger RNA from Fusarium fujikuroi IMI 58289, 690 nucleotides. RefSeq lists its product as uncharacterized. The record is from RefSeq and is a predicted model, not a curated record. Bases 1 to 690 code for a protein of 229 amino acids. The transcript has a single exon. NCBI's taxonomy places the organism in Eukaryota, Fungi, Ascomycota, Sordariomycetes, Hypocreales, Nectriaceae.
AUGACGUCGAAUUCGCUUUCUGUUUACUCUGAAAGUCUUCCAGCGUUUGCUGAGCAAGCCACGUGCGCCAACUCACUAUGGCCCAGAAGUUCAAGUCUCUUACCGCAGAUGUCGUCCUCGGCUGGACCGCCCAACGAGGGAAACUCCCAAAGAAUUGUGGAAGAUGAGAUUCAGGCCCUCGUUGAACGUAUCGACAAUAACAUCUGUGAGUGGCGUUCAGACAAUGGCACGAAUCAAACCAUCGAUGUUGAGGAAGUCAUCAAUGUCCCAAAUGUGCCUGCUAUCCAGGCUGCUGAAAAUACGGAGGUUGAUGGGCUGUUCUGUGGGACACAACCAACAACUGCCUGGUCAAAACAUAUGGAUUGUCUGGCUUUCCACCUACUGAGAGUGCGUGACAGUUUGACUGCCAUCUCAAAUUGCUUCCGUAGCAUCAUGCGGACAAUUGACAGGAACAACGUGGAAGAAAGCAAUAGCAGCGGGUAUACUUCCAACGAGUCAUUUCAGUUUGACGGUGUCAGUAGUGGCUCAUAUCAGCAAACGGGACAAAGCGAAGUCAAUCCACCAACUGGAAGCCGGAUUAUCAUCUUAAUAAAGGCCAUGCUUAUCGAUGAACGACAGCUUCCGUUGGCUUGGCCCCGGCAAACGUCUUCCGCCUCUUUCUUGCCCUCUUCGUCUUUUGCCUCUGCCUAA